Molecule: messenger RNA, 1358 nt
Organism: Alnus glutinosa
Lineage: Eukaryota; Viridiplantae; Streptophyta; Magnoliopsida; Fagales; Betulaceae
Product: protein IQ-DOMAIN 9
Exons: 6
Coding region: 189-1094 (301 amino acids)
Molecular function (GO): protein binding
Source: RefSeq, a predicted model, not a curated record
GGAGAUCCACAUUGCUUACCCACCUUUUAUUCUUUUCUCAAGCAUUGCUUCUCCUUUACUGCUACUAAUAUUAUUGUCAACACCUUUUUGUUCCAAGAUCUUGAGUGCCCAUUUUCCCAAAGAAGUGUAUUGGACUUUUUGGAGCUUCUUCCCUGGGUUAAGUUGAACACAGAUUCUUAAUAGCAGGGAUGGGUUCUGGACAAUGGUUUAAGACGAUAAUCAGGUUAAAGAAAGCAAAAGUUGGCAGUUCAAAACAAGCGAAGGGAUCCUCAGCUUCUGCAAAAUCAAAUGCCUUAAAAUGGAAGAAUCGUCCGUGGAAAGAGUCUUCUGGUUUUGCCAAUGGCAUGCCAGUUGAGGAUAUUGCUGCAACACGGAUUCAGACUGCAUUCAGGGCAUACAGGGCUAGGAAAACUUUACGUCGUUUGAAAGGUAUAGUAAGACUACAGAUCCUGACCCAAAAUUAUCCUGUUAAGAGGCAAGCUACAACAACAUUGAGCCAUCUUCACUCAUGGAGCAAAAUACAGGCCCAGAUAAGAGCUCGCAGACUGUGUAUGGUGACAGAAGGUCGGCUUAGACAGAAGAAACUAGAGAAUCAACUAAAACUUGAGGCAAAGCUUCAUGACCUAGAGGUGGAUUGGUGUGGUGGCUCUGAAACGAUGGAUGAAAUUCUUGCAAGGAUACAUCAGAGAGAAGAUGCAGCAGUUAAGCGGGAGCGAACUAUGGCCUAUGCCUUUUCUCAUCAGUGGAGGGCCAACUCUAGUCAGAGAUAUGGUAAUUAUGAACUUAGUAAAACUAAUUGGGGUUGGAGCUGGUUGGAACGUUGGAUUGCUGCUCGCCCGUGGGAAAGCCGUGUCCCUCCUAAGUCUAUUAGCCCAAAGAAAGCACAGAGUACACAGUCUAGCAAGGUUGGUAGAAAUGUAGAUCCAUCGACACCUAAAACGCCUGUUUCAGUCAAACCUCCUUUGGCCAAUGGGAAGGGCAUCAAAAAGGUGGCCCGGAGAUUGUCUUAUCCGGCUUCCGAAAAACCAGCUGCAAAUGAAUGGAGCAUUAAAACUGAAGAGGCAAACAAUAAGAAAGAACAGUUGGUGUCGUAGUACAGAUGAAAAUGUGAGGGAAACCCCAUUUGUUAUUUAUGUGCUUAUAUCUGACUUUUUUGCAUAGUGGAGUGGCUUGGUAGUUAUUUGCUUUGGCCUGCGGUACAGAAUAACUGGAAAGACCUGGAUAUGGGACUGACCUAGUCAUUGUUUCCUCCUCCUUACACUUCUUUUUUCUUUUUUCUUUCCCUAUAAUGUAUAGAUUCAAAGGAAGACAAUAUAUGAUUGCUGGUGUAGAUAUAUCUGUUGGUGAUGAUUUGGGAA